Molecule: messenger RNA, 1077 nt
Organism: Zygosaccharomyces rouxii
Lineage: Eukaryota; Fungi; Ascomycota; Saccharomycetes; Saccharomycetales; Saccharomycetaceae
Gene: GVP36
Product: Gvp36p
Exons: 1
Coding region: 1-1077 (358 amino acids)
Source: RefSeq, a predicted model, not a curated record
AUGUCAUUCAGUAAGUUCACAGAAGGUCUCAACGAGAAAUUUCAGCAGCUGUCUACCACUGUUUCCGGGAAAGCUCAGGAAUUCUCACAGGGCAUUCCUGUCACCCAUAGAUACAUGCAAGAGAAGUUAGGUCAUGCAACUGAUAUCUCAGAGAUGCCACAGGAAUAUAUCGAUUUGACAACAAAGGUUGACGCUAUCAAAUUGAUCUACAAUCAUUUCCUGCAGGUAACUCAAGUCUAUGACAACGAAUCCUACGACUACCCUAAAUAUAUCAAUGAAUCGAUUAACGAAUUUUCCAGGACUGUAGGUUCGAAGAUUCAAGAAUUGUCCCAUGCCUCAUCUGCACACGAAGCUCAUUCCAUCUUAUCUGCUCCUGGUCCUUCCAAAGAUCCCAAGACUUUGAACUACGCUCUAAGCAGGGUUUCCUUGGUGUCAAGCGAAUGUAUGGAACAUUUGAGUACUCAUGACGAUGCUCUUUUGGCUUCUUAUCUGAUGAAAUAUUCUGAUAUUCAAAGCCGUGUGGCUCAGGCUCGUCUACACCAGGAUUCCUUGGUUCAAACUCAUUUCAACGCAAAGUUGAGAGAAGAAAUCGAUGGUAACUUAAAGAGGGCCCACAGGGUGCGUAGAGAUGUAGAGAACAAACGUUUAACCUACGAUGCAUCUCGUACCCAUCUGGAAAAGGCUAAGCCUGAGAAGGAAGCUCAAUUGAGGGUCCAGAUGGAAACCGCUGAAGAAGAAUUUGCUCAAGCUACCGAAAAUGCUAUUGUUGUUAUGCAGGAAGUUAUUGCUGGUGCUAAUUUCAUGCCGUUGCUACGUGAACUAGCUGCUGCUCAAUGGUCCUAUCAUGAAACUGCAGCCCAAAGAAUGCAAGCGUUUUUAUCAGAUUUCCCAGGAGAUAGUGAAAUGGAAAAACCGCCAUUGUCAUCUCAUCCAGACGUCGCGGGUCAACACAACGCAGCUGCUCCACCAUUCGAUACCAAGACCUCAGGUGCACCAAAGGGUGUGCCUGCUAUAUCGUUGUCUGAUGAUGCCGAAGACAAUGCUGCCGAGACUGCUAAAGAAAAUCCCAUGUUGUAA